Messenger RNA from Dioscorea cayenensis subsp. rotundata (Guinea yam), 761 nucleotides. Its product is annotated as universal stress protein PHOS32-like. Bases 57 to 548 code for a protein of 163 amino acids. The transcript has 4 exons. Lineage: Eukaryota; Viridiplantae; Streptophyta; Magnoliopsida; Dioscoreales; Dioscoreaceae. The record is from RefSeq and is a predicted model, not a curated record.
CUUCUUCUUCUUCUUCUUCUUCUUCUUCUUCGAUCGAGAGAGACAGAGAGAGAGAGAUGGCCGGAGAUCGAAGGUUCGGGGUGGCGGUGGACUUCUCGAAGAGCAGCAAGAGGACGCUGUCAUGGGCGAUCGAUAACCUAGUUAACAAGGGUGACACUCUCAUCCUCAUCCAUGUCAAGCAAGGGGAGCUCGACGAGGCAAAGCAUGCUCUCUGGGCACAAUCCGGCUCUCCUUUGAUUCCGUUAAUUGAGUUCCGGCAGCCGGAGAUCAUAAAGCACUAUGAUUUGGCAGCCGAUGCUGAGGUUCUUGAUCUUCUCGAUACCGCUUGUAGGCAGAAGGAGGCGUCGAUCCUGACGAAGAUCUACUGGGGCGAUGCGAGGGAGAAGCUCUGCGAAGCCGUGGAGGAUCUGAAGCUAACCUCGAUUGUGAUGGGAAGCCGGGGACUUGGUCAGAUCCAAAGGAUUUUGUUGGGCAGCGUCACAAAUUAUGUACUGUCAAAUGCUUCAUGUCCGGUGACGAUCAUCAAGGAACAGAACAUCAAACCCUAAGGAAACUUUGCUUGUUGUUUAUCUCACGAAUAAUAAUAUUUUCUGUUUUGCUCGACUAUGUAAAACUCCGUAAAAAUUCAUCGGCCAUGUAUAUCUUUUGUAAUUUGUGGCUAGAAUCUCAAAUAAUGUUACCUAAUAAAGGAUAAAAGUAGCCGAUGUUGUUCUUGCUGAACACCGAAGUAUAUGUUUUCCACUAUAAAAUCAUCUUACUAA